This is a messenger RNA of Toxorhynchites rutilus septentrionalis, 1101 nucleotides long. Its product is annotated as RNA/RNP complex-1-interacting phosphatase. Gene Ontology annotation, molecular function: polynucleotide 5'-phosphatase activity; protein tyrosine/serine/threonine phosphatase activity. Gene Ontology annotation, biological process: protein dephosphorylation. The record is from RefSeq and is a predicted model, not a curated record. The coding region runs from base 184 to 885 and encodes 233 amino acids. The transcript has 7 exons. Lineage: Eukaryota; Metazoa; Arthropoda; Insecta; Diptera; Culicidae.
GUCGGUAUAGCAGUUCACAAAAAACAACGUGACAGAACGUGAUUUAAACUGUUUAUGUUUUGUUAAGCUAUUCUGUUUUAUUUUCGUAUUUCAGUUUAUAAGAUUUCGCGUCUAUUUUAAGUGCUACAGUACGAUUUUUUUGACUAAUCAGAACAUAAGUUGUGAUUUGUUUCUCUAGAAGAUAUGUCCCGUAAAUAUCCGGAUAGAUGGCUGGAUUAUUCCAAAUUUGGCUCCCAAGUGGAGGGAACACCAUUUGUUCCGUUGAAAGUUCCACUAAAAAGGGAAUUCUUUGUUCAAUGCAAGAAGAAUAAGUUUACACCAGAGGAUGCUGUUGAACAGAUACAAAAUCUUGGUUUGGUAAUUGAUUUGACGUUUACAGCAAAAUACUAUAAUCCAAAGGAAUUUGAACGCCAAGAUGUGCAGCAUAAGAAGAUCUACACACAAGGACACAAAAUUCCCAAACACGCAUUGGUAGUUCAAUUUAUACGUACGGUAGACGAAUUUAUGGCUUACGAGCAAAAUAAAGACAAAUUGAUAGGUGUUCAUUGUACCCACGGACUGAAUCGAACAGGCUAUUUCAUAUGUGCUUACAUGAUUCUUGUGAAAGGAUGUGCUCCCAAGGCGGCUAUAAAGUUAUUUAAUGAGGCUCGUGCACAUAAAAUGGAGAGGGCCAACUAUCUGAACUCGCUUCUCAGUUUAAAACCGUUCGGUUACAAAUCUACUAUGCGAACCAGUGAUAUCCAUUGCAACCUACGGAAUAAUAUACCUGAACGUGGUUUGUCGUUCCGAAACAAUAGAUAUAACAAUCAUAAUCGAUGUGAUUAUGGCCAUUCUGCAAAUUCUAGUACACGGGGGGAGAAGUCGUUCUCUCGUGGGCAGAUAUGAUGACAGCAGAGAGUACAGAUAUUCCAGAGACAAUAACAAUUAUGCAAACGAGCGCCACUCCAAUAGAAAUAGCCGACGAUCGAAUCAUAAUUCAACGGAUGAGUCGGUAACAAGAUAACAAUAGAUUAUUACAUGUGUGUAUAUAGAAUUUACAAUGUUACCAACUGAGUUUCAAUUAAAUGUAAUAAAUAUUUGAUUUUUUUUUUAUAGAGAAAA